Gambusia affinis (western mosquitofish) is the source of this 3398-nucleotide messenger RNA. RefSeq names its product calcium/calmodulin-dependent protein kinase type II subunit beta (gene camk2b2). Gene Ontology annotation, cellular component: cytoplasm; neuron projection. The coding region runs from base 298 to 1920 and encodes 540 amino acids. Gene Ontology annotation, biological process: protein phosphorylation. The transcript is spliced from 21 exons. The record is from RefSeq and is a predicted model, not a curated record. Gene Ontology annotation, molecular function: calmodulin binding; ATP binding; calcium/calmodulin-dependent protein kinase activity. NCBI's taxonomy places the organism in Eukaryota, Metazoa, Chordata, Actinopteri, Cyprinodontiformes, Poeciliidae.
CUCCCGGUAUUUAAAGCGUCCGCGCUGCUGCUCGCCUUUGCAGAGCGGAGAGAGCCGGGGACCUUGAGAGCGCACCGGGCUGCAGCUCAGCCACUCAGCCGUCCGGAGCGCCGCGGUGGGCGGAGACUGAAGCCCCCUCCACCCACCCACCAAAAAAAAAAAGGUCCGCAGCCACAGCAUUUUGGGACUCCCCUCCCUCACACUCACACUUACAAACACACACACACACACACCCACACCCACACACCUUCACACACACAUACACAAGCAUCCAGUCCGUCCGAGGAGCAAGGAAUCAUGGCCACCACCACUUGUACGCGCUUUACAGAUGAGUACCAGCUCUACGAGGAGCUCGGCAAGGGGGCCUUCUCGGUGGUGCGACGCUGUGCCAAACUCUGCACAGGCCAAGAGUACGCCGCCAAGAUCAUCAACACCAAAAAGCUCUCUGCCAGAGACCACCAGAAGCUGGAGAGAGAGGCCAGGAUCUGCAGAUUGCUCAAACACCCCAACAUCGUUCGUCUCCAUGACAGCAUCUCAGAGGAAGGCUUCCACUACCUUAUCUUUGACCUGGUGACAGGAGGGGAGCUGUUUGAGGACAUCGUGGCUAGGGAGUACUACAGCGAAGCAGACGCCAGUCACUGUAUCCAUCAGAUUCUAGACAGUGUGUCUUACACCCACCAACAUGACAUAGUGCACAGGGACCUCAAGCCGGAGAACCUGCUGCUGGCCAGCAAGUGUAAGAAUGCAGCUGUGAAGCUGGCUGACUUUGGACUGGCUAUCGAGGUUCAAGGAGACCAGCAGGCUUGGUUUGGCUUUGCAGGAACUCCUGGCUACUUGUCCCCAGAAGUACUGAGGAAGGAGGCGUACGGUAAACCUGUAGAUAUCUGGGCAUGUGGCGUCAUCCUUUACAUUCUUUUGGUUGGGUACCCUCCGUUCUGGGACGAAGACCAGCACAAGCUCUACCAGCAGAUCAAAGCCGGAGCGUACGAUUUUCCCUCUCCAGAGUGGGACACGGUGACUCCUGAAGCUAAAAAUCUGAUCAACCAGAUGCUGACUAUCAACCCUGCCAAGAGAAUCACUGCCCAAGAGGCUCUGAAGCACCCGUGGGUCUGCCAACGCUCAACGGUGGCCUCCAUGAUGCACAGACAGGAGACGGUCGAGUGCCUGAAGAAGUUUAACGCCAGGCGGAAACUUAAGGGAGCCAUCUUAACCACCAUGCUCGUCUCCAGGAACUUCUCUGUGGGUCGACAGACCACGGCUCCGGCUGCCGUCAGCGGGGUGGCGGGAACCACCGCUGGAAUCGUGGAACAAGCAGCCAAGAGUCUCCUCAACAAGAAGGCAGACGUCAAGCCGCAGACAAACAGCACCAGAAACAGCAUAGUCACCAGUCCCAAAGGCAACAUCCCUUCUGCUGCACUGGAGCCACAGACUACUGUUAUCCAUAACCCAGUAGAUGGGAUCAAGGAAUCGUCCGACAGCAGUAACACCACCAUUGAAGAUGAGGAUGUUAAAGCUCGCAAACAGGAGAUCAUAAAGAUCACGGAGCAGCUUAUCGAAGCCGUCAACAACGGGGACUUCGAGGCCUACGCGAAGAUCUGCGACCCUGGUCUUACCUCCUUUGAGCCUGAGGGACUGGGAAAUCUGGUAGAGGGCAUGGACUUCCACAGAUUUUACUUUGACAAUCUCCUUUCCAAAAACAGCAAGCCCAUCCACACCACCAUCCUCAACCCUCACGUACACAUGAUCGGAGAGGACGCGGCCUGCAUCGCCUACAUCCGCCUGACGCAGUUUGUAGAUGGCCAGGGCCGUCCCCGCUCCAGCCAAUCAGAGGAGACCAGAGUAUGGCACCGCCGAGACAGCCGGUGGCAAAACGUCCACUUCCACUGCUCGGGAGCCCCUGCUGCACCCCUUCAGGGAUGAGCAGGCCGGAGGAGACGUGAAGCCGAAAGAACCGAGCCGACGAUCCGAGAGAAGGCUUCUGCUCUGAGAGAGACGUGCAGGUGGAUGGAAGGGUGGGGGGAGGAGGUUGAGGCUUUCCGGAACGGGGGUCGUUCCCCUGGCACUCUGCGCACCCACCUAGCGCUUCUCUCUCCACGACCACAGCAGACCCAACCCGACCUACACCUACAGCAGGGGGCGCAAUAUCAGCCCUGAGCAGGAAGCGCUGCCUGCCUGCGCCCAGUCUUCAGCUGGCCUGCAUGCGGCCAAAACACCCAGACUGGACUUUUUCUCUCUCCUGCUCCCCGUCGAUGCUUUCUCCUUCUCCGCUAUUAUGCAGUUAUGGAUCUUGAUGUUAUUAUGGCUGCCGUCUCUUGUUGUGCUCUUUCCACUGUACAGUAUAUUUAUUACCCAUUUUAACCGCUUUCUUUCUUCAUUUUUAUGACAAGCAUGACUACCUACCUGUGCUCUUAAUAUUAUCGUGGCUGUUUUAUUUCAUUUUUUUUCUCUGUACGAUUAAAGCUGCCUGUGAAGCGAACAAACAGAGCUGACGUCUCUCGCAGAGAGAGACAUGUGGGUGUAUUUAACUAUGUGUUUUGUUACUACUUUGUUGUUUUUAAUCCUCUUUCUCUGGAGUGUUGUUGUUUACCCCGAAAUGACCCCUCUGUGGAUCCUCCCGGACCUUUCUGGACCCCUCUGGACCCCUCCGAGCUGCUCUGUGAGACAGUGGAACCCCAUGCAGCAUGCUACAGUAUUCCCUGUUCUUGAAGAUUUCCUCCAUGUUUGACCUGCUGGACGGCAAGAAGCGGUUGAGAUUUACACCCUCCCAUUGCACAUGUACUGUAUAUUUCCAGGUUCUCUUGUGCCGGUGUUUACUUGCAUGAUAUUUCCAAGUUAAUGCACCACUAAAAUUGGAUGUUUCUGUGCAUUUGGUUGAAUUUUGUCUUCUAUGGACUGAUACUGCUGGUGAGCUUUAAUCUGUUUCCUGGGCUGUGUAAAGUGCAGGUCCUGUUCUAAGUUCAGCGUAGAAAAAAAAAUGGAUGUAAACUUUUUUUCACUAUUUACUCGCUCCUGAACAGAGUAAGAAUGGCUCUUUACUGUUUAUUAAACAAAAAUAAUAAUAAAAAUCCUCUCCUGGUUGAGUAUUUUUGGUGUUUUAGAUUCAAAGCUAAUGUGACUGGAAAAAAAACGUUUUAAAGCCAAUCAUGAUGGAUCGAUUAUUGAAUUAAUAGCCAAAUAAUUUAGUAAUUGAUCAAUUAAGUGGAAUUUAUAGACAAACCAAAACCCAUUUGCUGAAUAAAUCUAUAAUCAGAACAGUAAUUAAGCUAAAAAUGUACAAAAAUAUCCACAUUUUGUAUUAAUCAGCAGAUUAAGUAAAAACAGCUGAACUUUUCAGACGUAUCUUUUUAGCUGCAGAUGCAUCUUUUGCCACACAUGAUCCACCGUUCACUGAAGGAAUU